AUGAGCGAUCGGGCGCAACACCGCUCAGCACUCCGGGCUACCCCGCAGCAGUUAAAGGAGUUGCGAACCUUGAAUGUUGCAGUGAUCCAUCCGGACGAUGCUGACGGCCUCCAGCUUACACAGCAGUUGCAACGUAUUGGUUGUAAGGUUCAGGCCUUUUGGCCACCUGCAACUUCAAUAUCCAAUAACUUCGAUGUGGUUUUUGUCGCUGUCCGUCCGGAUGUAUUGAAUUUGAAUAUGGAAUGGACUCAGAAUGAAGAUGCCCCGACUGUCAUUGCAGUUGUGAACUACGAGAAUCCAACCAUUGUAGAGGUCGUUCUGGGCCUGGGCGCAAAGGCCGUGCUACCUUCACCAGUGCGCUCAUUCGGGUUGCUCUCCAUCUUGGUGUUGGCACGAGAAACCCACAAGGAAAACCGAUCUUUGCACAGACUCUUGCGUAAGGUGGAGGUUAAGUUGCUCGGCGUCCGACAUAUCGCAGACGCGAAAGCUAUAUUGAUGAAGACCCACAAUGUAUCAGAGACCGAUGCAUAUGAUCUCAUUCGCGAGCGGGCAAUGAGUACCCGAACCACCACGGAAGAAGUUGCCAAGGCCAUAUUCGAGGCACACGAGUUGCUGUCGAUAGGUAGUCGGCGCUGA
Elaeis guineensis (African oil palm) is the source of this 636-nucleotide messenger RNA. The record is from RefSeq and is a predicted model, not a curated record. NCBI's taxonomy places the organism in Eukaryota, Viridiplantae, Streptophyta, Magnoliopsida, Arecales, Arecaceae.